Scophthalmus maximus (turbot) is the source of this 2332-nucleotide messenger RNA. RefSeq names its product interleukin 6 receptor (gene il6r). The transcript has 10 exons. Gene Ontology annotation, biological process: cytokine-mediated signaling pathway. Bases 180 to 1946 code for a protein of 588 amino acids. Lineage: Eukaryota; Metazoa; Chordata; Actinopteri; Pleuronectiformes; Scophthalmidae. Gene Ontology annotation, cellular component: external side of plasma membrane; membrane. The record is from RefSeq and is a predicted model, not a curated record. Gene Ontology annotation, molecular function: protein binding; cytokine receptor activity.
UUGUCGUUUCGCAAUAACGGGUGUCGGGGACAGAGGAAGCGUGUAACUGUCCCGUCGCGCCAGUGGUCGGGCCGACAUGACUCUGGGCAAAGUUUGUCGGAGGCGACGACAACCUCCGACUCCUGCAGUUGGCGUGCAGGUGAUGGUGUGAAGAGCGAAGGGGAGAUUCGUGCGCAACAAUGCGGAUUUUUCUCCUGUUGCCCUGCGUCCUGUGCGCAACGCUGCUCCACGGCAUUUUCGACGGAACCUGUCCAAGAAGAGACCCUCCACCAGGUGUGUUGGUCUUAUCCCCGGGCAGUGAGCUGGUUCUCACCUGCAAAGGUCAUGUAAUGGUUGACGGAGUAAAGGUCAAUAUUGCCAGAGACAGCUCAAACAACAACAGGAGAUGGAGUUCCUCUUCAGUUGCACCCACAACCACUGGAAACAUCAUGAACGACGAACAUACAACAGACAGUUCUGUAACUGAGGUAUACCACAUUGACCCCGAGGCAGAAGUUCGUACGACGAGAGAAAACAGACUCACAGAUACAGCUUCCUCCACCACUAACAUGGUGCAGCCGACCAGUGCUGGCGGACUGCUGAGGGGCGAAUCCCACUGGGAGGCUGAAGAGGUGGAUGGAGAGGGUGACUAUGAGGAGGAGGAGGAGGAGGGAGGGGAGGAAGGAAGCAGGGUAACAAGAGGCAUUAAAUCAAGGCCUUGGUGGAAGUGGAACGGGAAGACAGUGGGAACAAGCGGAAACGAGUGGAGAAAACUCACGUUGGAGAGGAGAGGGGCCACGCUGUGUCUGCGCUCAGCGAGAGAGACAGACUCUGGGAGGUACACGUGUCAUCACCGAGGCAGAGAGCGGUUCUCCUUAAAAGUCAUUGUUGCAGAUCCUCCUGAGAGUCCACGUCUGUCCUGCUACAAAAAGUCACCCAGCAGUAAGAUUCGCUGUGAGUGGAAACCUCAGAGGCCUGUGACGGGACAGACGAACUGUUACCUCAUACUGAAUAGAAGGCCGCUGGACACGUUCCUUCAGUUCCAGUGCUCGUACUCAUCUCGGCUCUCCCGCUACUGGUGCGCUCUGGACCACAACGAGGACGAGCUCAGGAAACUUCACAUGGCCUACCUGUGUGUCACGAGCAUCGCAGGCAACGCCACCAGCGCCCUGCUGCCCUUCACACCUCUGAACAUCUUGAAGCCGGACCCCCCGUCCAAUGUGAUAGUCGCGCAGGUGGAGGGACAUGAGACGUGGAUGAGGGUCACCUGGUACUUCCCGACCUCCUGGAAGCCUCAAGACACGUAUUAUGAACUGAUCUAUGAGGUCAAAUAUCGGCCUCUGGAGUCUCCAAUUUAUCAUGAGCAGGUGGCAAGGAUUAAGAGUCAGCGCUCCUACAAAAUCACUGAUGCAUUGCCUGGUGUCACGUACCUGAUACAGCUCAGGGCCAAGGAAGAAUAUGACGGAGAGUGGAGUGACUGGAGUACACCCUUCAAUGCAAGCAGCUGGACAGCUCAAAGGAUCAGUGAUGAUCUGAUGACCACGACGUUUCUAGAAUCCGCAGAGGAAGGGUCUGCUGCAGAAGACGACACGCCUGAUGUAGUUCCUGGAGCAGUGGUUGGUGGAAUGGAGGUGUCACAUCCCGCCCUGUGGAUCUCUGGCUCACUUCUUCUCUUGUCAGUCGUUUUGGCGGCCUACAUGUUCAGGUACAAGGACAGAUUAAUGUCUAAACUCCACCGUGUGAGUGUCGUCGUCCGGUCAGGUGACUCAUCUCAGCCUCCACCACCCACCCCUGUUGCCCCGGAGGGCCAGGCCCUGGUGACCUUUAUGCCUCUGUGUUACAAUGACUCACCGCCAAGUGAAGCAGGCGAAGGGGAAGAAGAAAAUGAGGAAGAGCAGAGGAUGACGGACAAAAUAGAAGCCAUGCACUUCAACAACACAAGUUAUUUCUUGACCCAGAGGGAGUGAUCCCACUCAGCAACAUCUUUCUAACUACUCUAUAAAGUUGGAUUGGUGUUUUUCACUUCAGAACCAGUGUCACAGAUGUCACAAGGAUAUUUUAAUGAUUCUCCUAUGAGCGUCUUUUUAGAAGCAAACUCAGAAACAUCCUGUAAAGCCUGCUUCUCUAUCUCUAUAACUCUAUCUCAUGCCUAAAAUACCUCUGAUAUACUUUUGUUGUUGUUGUUGUUGCUGUUGUUGUUGUUGUACAGUAUUUUGCUUGCUCUGUCUCCUGUGCGUGCCAAUUCAAAAUGUGUUGGGUGUGGGUCUAAUUACUGUAAAGGCCAGCAUCUACAUGCCUGAAUAGAAUUUUGCGAAAGGUUAAUCAAUUAUAUUACCCUCAUCUUGCCCUCUCA